Molecule: messenger RNA, 2120 nt
Organism: Erythranthe guttata (spotted monkey flower)
Lineage: Eukaryota; Viridiplantae; Streptophyta; Magnoliopsida; Lamiales; Phrymaceae
Product: 5'-3' exonuclease family protein
Molecular function (GO): 5'-3' DNA exonuclease activity; DNA binding; 5'-flap endonuclease activity
Source: RefSeq, a predicted model, not a curated record
UUCAUUUUUUUUCUUGAAUUAUCGCUCAAGAUCUGAAAAUGGGGAUACAAGGGCUGCUGCCCCUUUUGAAAUCAAUAAUGAAUCCGAUUCACAUUAAGGAAUUGGAGGGAUGCUUCGUCGCCAUCGACACGUAUUCUUGGCUGCACAAGGGCGCCCUUUCUUGUAGCACUGAUCUCUGCAAAGGCAAACCCACAUCCAAGCAUAUUGACUACUGUAUGCAUAGAGUAAAUAUGCUGCGCCAUUACGGUGUUAAACCAAUUCUUGUAUUUGAUGGAGGUCAUCUACCAAUGAAGAACGAUCAAGAGAUCAAGCGAGCAAGGUCAAGGAAGGAAAAUCUUUCUCGUGCUGUGGAGCACGAGUCAAAUGGAAAUCUAACUGCUGCUUACGAGUGCUACCAGAAGGCUGUCGAUAUAUCACCUUCAGUUGCCUAUGACCUUAUCCAGGUCUUGAAACGGGAAAACAUAUUGUAUGUUGUCGCUCCCUAUGAAGCAGAUGCACAAAUGACAUUUCUGGCACUCGGCAAACACGUUGAUGCAGUUAUAACAGAAGACUCGGACCUCAUUGCGUUUGGUUGUCCCAGAAUUAUCUACAAAAUGGAUAAAUUUGGGCAAGGUGUUGAAUUCAAGAACGCCAUGCUUCAACACAACAAAGAGCUGAAUUUAGCAGGAUUCACCCAAACGAUGUUGCUCGAGAUGUGCAUUUUAAGUGGAUGCGACUAUUUGGCGUCUCUGCCUGGAAUGGGCCUGAAGAAAGCUCAUGCUCUGAUUAAGAAGUUUAAAAGUCACGAAAAUGUAAUAAAGCACUUAAGGUACAACAGUGUGGAGGUACCUCCUCUUUACGAAGAAUCUUUCAGGAGGGCAAUUUUGACUUUUAGGCAUCAACGAGUUUACGAUCCAAUUAGUGAGGAUAUUGUACAUUUAUCUGAGCCGGUGGAUUUUGUCGGUGAAGAUGUAGAUUUCUUAGGUCCAGCAUUGCCUCAGCAUGUAGCUAAAGGUAUAGCGCAAGGGGAUCUUGAUCCGUUUACUAAAAUACCGAUCCAGACGGAAUCUGGUGCUACUGAAAAAGUGGUUCAAGGAACUUACCAGCUCAAGAAUUUCAAGCCCGACGGUGAUAAGAAAAAGCUCGAUUUGCCUGCUCAGAAAAAUCUCCUAACUAACUACUUCUGUUUUGCUUCACUCGAGGCAAAGAGGAAAUUCCGGGCUCCUAGAAUUUCACCUAAGCAACCAAACGAGAGCAACGAAACUUCCAGCCAUUCUCCAGAUGUGAAAGAUGAUUUGAAGUUUAUCGAGGCACGAGAUCGUGAACCAUGGGAUAAGAGAGAAGUUGCAGCUUUUACCGUAGUGCAAAAUUCAGUAUGUAAGCCUUGUAUCUCAUUGCACAAGGAUCUGAACUCGGAUCGGAAAAAUGGGAAGGCAACAACAUACGUGAAGCAAAAUGGGGUAGUAAGGAGUUCGUAUUUUCUGAAAAAGUCCGGGGGCGAAAACGGAAAGGAAAAUGAGCCGCUCUCUCCUUUGCUCGAGGAGGAAGCAUGCAGAAAGGAGGAGAAAACAGUUCGUGUCGAUAACUUGAGGAUGAAGCAAAACUUUAAUUUCGAGAGAGAGAAUGAAGAAAUAUGCGUAAGUGGGAACAACGAGAAUACUUUACAGUAUAAAACGAAGAAAAGAAAGAUAGAUCAAACUGACAGUCCAAUACAAGAAGAUGCAAAUGGUGAUAACUGGACAUCAUCAGGCGGUCGCAGUUCCGAAGCAGAAGAAGGAAAGUUGGGGUGCGAUAUCAGCCAUUUGAGUCGUUAUUCAGACAUAGCAGAGAAAUCUAUGGAGAAGUUUGUGUCGGUUAUUUCGUCGUUCAGAUAUAAUCCGUCCGGCACUCGUGCUAGUGGUCUUCGACCCCCUCUUAAAGAUAUCAACAACAAUAGCUUGAGAAGGUAAUAUAUAAUAAUAAUGCACACCUUUUCUUUUUCUUCUUGUAAUUGCGAAUUUUUUUAAUCUCGUAAAAUCCUAUUUAAUGCGGCACAAUGCUUCGACCUUUUACUCGUUGUUGGAAAUAAAGUGCGUAUUUUGAGUACGAGAGGGUUGAAAUUGGACGAAUCGGAUCGAAAUUAGCAGUUUUGAAGAAAUCCU